Messenger RNA from Lepus europaeus (European hare), 930 nucleotides. Its product is annotated as olfactory receptor 4B1. Bases 1 to 930 code for a protein of 309 amino acids. NCBI's taxonomy places the organism in Eukaryota, Metazoa, Chordata, Mammalia, Lagomorpha, Leporidae. Gene Ontology annotation, cellular component: membrane. Gene Ontology annotation, molecular function: G protein-coupled receptor activity; olfactory receptor activity. The transcript has a single exon. The record is from RefSeq and is a predicted model, not a curated record. Gene Ontology annotation, biological process: G protein-coupled receptor signaling pathway.
AUGGCCAGGACAAAUAAUGUGACUGAAUUGAUUCUCACUGGCCUUUUCCAGGACCCAGAUGUGCAGAGAGUAUGUUUUCUGUUGUUUCUUCCUGUGUACCUGGCCACGGUAGUGGGCAAUGGCCUCAUUGUUGUAUUGGUCAGCAUCAGUAAGAGUCUGCGUUCCCCCAUGUACUUCUUUCUCGGCUUCCUGUCCUUGGUGGAGAUCAGCUACUCGUCAACGACUGUCCCUAAAUUCCUCAUUGACUUACUCGCCAAGAUCAAAACCGUCUCCCUGCAGGGCUGUCUGGCCCAGAUAUUCUUCUUCCACUUCUUCGGAGUUGCUGAGAUCCUUCUGCUUGUGGUGAUGGCCUAUGACCGCUACGUGGCCAUCUGCAAGCCUCUUCGUUACAUAAACAUCAUGAGCCGCCAACUGUGUCAUAUUCUGGUAGCUGGUUCCUGGCUGGGGGGCUUCAUUCACUCCAUAAUUCAGAUUCUUAUUACCAUUCAGUUGCCCUUCUGUGGUCCCAAUGUGAUUGACCACUACUUCUGUGACCUCCAGCCACUAUUCAAACUUGCCUGUGCCGACACCUUUGUGGAAGGGGUUAUUGUAUUGGCCAACAGUGGGUUAAUUGCUCUGUGCUCCUUCCUCAUCUUGGUGUCUUCCUAUGUUGUCAUCCUGUUCAACUUGAGGAAGCAUUCUGCAGAGGGCAGGCGCAAAGCCCUCUCCACCUGUGCCUCUCACAUCACCGUGGUCGUCCUGUUCUUUGGACCUGCCAUCUUCCUCUACAUGCGGCCCUCCUCCUCCUUCACUGAGGACAAACUGGUGGCUGUGUUCUACACGGUCAUCACCCCCAUGCUGAACCCCAUCAUCUACACACUCAGAAAUGCAGAGGUCAAAACUGCUGUGAGGAGGUUGUGUGGCAAAACGGAGCAUGCAGGGGUGGAGUGA